CACACCAGAGAGUAAGUAAGAAGAACAUAUAUCGACGUAUUUCGAAGAUUCCAGACGUAAUACACACACAUGCAUACGAGAUGGGUGGCUCGAAGAGUAUAUAAACGACCGUCUAACCGCAUUUUGAUGGGGGGAGAUGUUAAUAGGAGAAAAAUUUGGGAUUGUAAUAGUAAUAUUUGUGAUUUUGAUAAUUUCGGCCCUUGGGACCUAUGUGGUCUUAAGGGCCUUUCGCGCUAAUGUAAAAAAGAAAGACAAUAAAAAUCAUAUAUGUAAGGGAAAGUAUAGAUGCGGUGGAGGGCAGCUUGAGCUGAAAAACCAACUUGGCUCGGGUGCCUAUGGGGUUGUUUGUGCCGGAUAUUUUAAAAACUCUGAAAAUGGGGUGAAAUCGGUGGCUGUAAAAAUCAUCAAGCCAACGGAAAAUCGAAAGGCUAUAGAUGAUGUGAAUUUUGAACGUAACAUCAUGGCGCAAUUGGGAAAACAUCCCAAUAUCGUUGAAUUGCACAUUCCGACCAUCAUCAAGGACCAUGACUUUAUUGUCAUGGUAAAAUGCAAAUACGGGAGUAUCCUGUAUUGGUAUCAACAUUUUAAAUCAGAUGUUAAAUUAUUGAUCAAAUGGGCAAUUGAUGUUGCAAAUGGACUAAGAUAUAUAACAUCACGUGGAUUCGUCCACAAUGAUAUUGCCGCAAGGAACAUCAUGUUGGAUGAUGGACCGAAUGGACCGAUUGCCAAAGUUGGUGACUUUGGUUUGACCAGACGCGUAGACCCAGUCACCAAAGUCUAUAAAAAAAGAGAUGGUGAUAAACUACCACUAGUAUGGUCUGCUCCAGAGUGCUUGUAUAACAACAUCUACAGCGAAGUCUCAGACGUCUACUCGUUCGCCAACUUUAUGUUCGAAAUUUGUUCGCCUGGACAAUACCAUUAUCCGGGCUAUCAAAUGAAGAAGCCACCCCAUGCAACACCAGCUAUGUGUGACUUGAUGCAAAAUUGCUGGCAUAAAGAUCCAUCUAUUCGUCCCAAGUUUGUCGAAAUAAUCCAGCAACUCACCAGAAUGCAGUAAAGAACAUCCAGCACUGGGGAAUCCUGCGUGAAGGUCAUACAUAAACAACAACAAAAUAUGAAGAAAAAAAAAACAGAAAAAAUGUUGUGUUUCAAGUUUUCUUGAAUCUGUACCACGGUUUUUUUACCAUUCAAAAUCAUCAAAAAUACAAUUAAACACAACAAUUUUUUCGCAAAAAAA
Molecule: messenger RNA, 1237 nt
Organism: Sitodiplosis mosellana (orange wheat blossom midge)
Lineage: Eukaryota; Metazoa; Arthropoda; Insecta; Diptera; Cecidomyiidae
Product: tyrosine kinase receptor Cad96Ca-like
Exons: 6
Coding region: 137-1057 (306 amino acids)
Biological process (GO): positive regulation of kinase activity; cell surface receptor protein tyrosine kinase signaling pathway; multicellular organism development
Cellular component (GO): signaling receptor complex
Molecular function (GO): transmembrane receptor protein tyrosine kinase activity; ATP binding
Source: RefSeq, a predicted model, not a curated record